Lactuca virosa is the source of this 366-nucleotide messenger RNA. The record is from the annotation of a GenBank genome assembly. NCBI's taxonomy places the organism in Eukaryota, Viridiplantae, Streptophyta, Magnoliopsida, Asterales, Asteraceae.
AUGUCGGUACAAGAUCGGAAUGCCACAUCACAGUACACGAUGUCAUCAUCGUCUCCACAAACCGCCGUCAACAGCAGAGAAAACGAAUGCGACUGGGUCUGGAACGAAAUCAAAGUCGAAGCUAGCCGUGACACCGAAUCUGAACUAGCCCUCGCCAGGAUUCUUCGUUAUGCCUCUCCAUAUCCACAAAUGCUGCGACCAGCAUAUCCUCAAAGGCCACUUGGAGCAGUGGGAGUCAUUCCAUCAUUAGCAUGCCCACCAAUGAUGGCUAUACGGGGUCCAGUGGUCCCUACAAUCAUUAGGCCACCCAUCAAUACAAUAACUCCAGCUGAAAAGCCAAUGACCACAGUUUAUGUUGCAAGAUAG